Messenger RNA from Hyaloscypha bicolor E, 3537 nucleotides. RefSeq names its product acetyl-CoA synthetase-like protein. The transcript has 4 exons. Lineage: Eukaryota; Fungi; Ascomycota; Leotiomycetes; Helotiales; Hyaloscyphaceae. The coding region runs from base 65 to 3367 and encodes 1100 amino acids. The record is from RefSeq and is a predicted model, not a curated record.
UCCAUCUCUCUGGAGGCUGGGGUCCCCGCAAUCUACUUUUCAUUAAAGUAUCUUGCUCUUCAAUAUGUCUCCCAUGCGACUCGACCCUCCACCUUACGACAUGGGACCUAUCAAAAGCAUUCCCAUAUGUUCUGACCCUUCUGUUGUUGUUUCCUCCAAUGCAUCCAGCAGAACAAAAGAACUCUGGUGGCUUCAUGGGCACCCCCAUUCAAAACGAUACUCCGACCCAAAGCUUGUCAGCCUCGCCGCUCUAGUACGGCAUGACGGAGUGGUAUACAAGGGGGAGAAGGGGUUUCUGUACCCCUUGUCAACAGACCCCUUAACUUCAUACGGCACGAUGACAUGGGAUCACUUCGAUCAAGUGACAGAAACACUUGCCCUUGCAUAUGCUCACCAGCUCCAGAACGAGCUCAGUGAAGCAAAUGUCAACCGCAAACAGCCCACCGUCGCAUUACUUGGUCAAGGGAGCACAUUGGAAUAUUUUUGUACCCAGCUUGCUCUCCAAAAGCUUGGUACCAGGGUGCUUCUGCUUGCCGAGUCGAAUGCAGAGACUGCUUUGCACUCUCUACUGGAAACCUGUGGUAUAUUGGCUGUCAUAACAGAUUCUAAGAAUCGCACGACCAAUACAAACGGUGUCCGGAAGCUGGCCAUGGUUGAAGAAUUGCCGAAAGUGUUGGAACCCAAGUAUGAUAAAGUCGACGCCGUUAAAUACCAAGACUUCGGAGACGUUUGGGAAAGGCAUAGCUUCAUCAUUCAUUCAUCUGGCUCAACUGGCAUGCCAAAACCCAUUUACCAUACGAACAGGAGUAUGAUGCAGAUUGCAAGAAUGUACCGACUAUUUCAAACUUUCGAUGUUGGGAACUGGUUUCUCUUAUUUCCAUUAUAUCACAUUGCUGGCAUAUCCAUAGCGCUUUCGAAUUUACCAAAUGGCCAAACUUUGUCCUUCCCGCCACUUUCUUGGCCUCCGUCGUCGUCGGCUCUCUUUGCAGCGUGGGCGACCCUUAAGUCCAUGGGACAUUCAGUUGACUGCGUCCACUGCGCUCCCACUCUCAUCGAGAAUAUGUACGAGCAUAUUGUAUACACAGGUGGAGAUUUUAGUCCUUUGGUGGAUUUAAAAAUACUUCAACCCGGCGGAGCAGCACUCUCAGCCAACCUCGUUAGAACCCUAAUCUCCAAAGGGAUCAACGUCAAAACGACCUAUGGCAGUACUGAGAUCGGUCCUGCCUUUCGCACAAUACCUGACACGCGAGAAAGUCCCAAUUGCUACACAUUUCGAAAUCUUUAUCCCGACAGUCCCUUUCUGAAAAUGGAAGAAGUCGGGGACGGGGUAUUUGAGUUGGCUGUGUAUAAGGGCUUCGAGCUGGCGGCUAAUCUUUGGGAUGGAAAGGACGAUACUGCUCCGUAUAAGACAGGAGACUUGUUUAUUCAAGAACCCCCUGGAAGUGGCUUCUUCACCCUUCAAGGAAGGAGAGAUGAUCUUAUCAUCCACACCAACGGAGAGAAUACCAAUGCUCUACCACUUCAAAUCGACAUUCAAAGCUCCACGAAAGUCAUCAACAAGGCUAUCGCUUUGGGACACUCGAAACCUUGUGUUUGUCUCUUAGUCGAAGUCCACGAGGACUAUGACCCAGCCAGCAACUUAACGCGGAACCAGAUCUGGGAAGCGGUCCAGCAAGUCAACGAAUACUACUCGGUACAUUCGCAAAUCCUGCAAUCUAUGAUAUACAUCCUUCCCGAAGGCGACAAACUCCCAGUAACACCUAAGGGAAAUGUCAAGCGAAAAGAAACAGAACGCAUCUACGGUUCCGAAAUCGAGAUGCUCUAUUCGGGCCAUGAUUUCCCUAACUCUAUGCCAGAAUCCCAGGAGCCUCUUUCUGAAUACCUCCGCAACCUCCUGUCCAAACUCGUCAAUGUUCCUGCUGACCGCAUAACUGAUUGGACAACCCUCUCUUCCCUCGGUAUCACCUCGCACCUAGCCUUGUCCCUCCGCUACUCCAUCUCUUCUCACCUGAAUCGACAAGUCUCUCUCGGAACGCUGUUCGAGAACCCCUCUAUCUCAAAACUUGUCGCUGUUUUGACACCACCACAAACUCCAACCUCGUCUGUUCACUCCCUCGACACCCAACCUGCUUCGACAGAAAUUGUCCACCGCAUCAUCGACCAACUCUCAACCGAGUUCACGUUCUGGCCAAAAAGGGCUGUUGCACAGUCGGGUAAAUCAGAAAAAGAGACAGUUCUUCUGACAGGUGCAUCCGGAUCCCUUGGCACUUCCCUCCUCGCCACUCUCGCCGCCUCACCCGGGAUCUCAAAGAUAUACGCCAUGGUUCGGGGUCCAAACAAUGUUGAGAAACUCCGGACAUCUUUCGAAGAACGAGGGCUGAACCCUUCAAUUCUGCAGGGAGGCAAGAUCGAGGUUUUGAACUUCAGCAUGCAGGAUCCUCUUCUCGGUCUGGAUAUCCACAACUACCAUAUGCUCGCAAUGACUGUCACGACAGUGGUGCAUAAUGCAUGGAAGAUGGACUUUAACCGAAGCAUUGAGGAGUUCGAGGGUGACUGUCUACGAAGCACCAUGUCUCUGAUUCGCCUUGCUCACGCCGGCCGCCCAAAGACGUUUGCCUUCACAAGCAGCGUAAGCACCUGCCUGGGAAUCGGCCACACGUCUUCCUCUGUCCCAGAGACACCCAUUGGAGACGACCCAUCCGUGUCUCUCACCACCGGCUAUGCCUUGAGUAAAUAUAUCGUGGAGAGAGUCACCCAACAAGCUACCGAGAUUCUCGGGAUGGACAUCAAGCUCCUCCGCAUCGGCCAAGUCUGCGGCUCAACCCGGACUGGAAAUUGGAACACCUCGGAAAUGUGGCCCAUCAUGUUCGCUACCUCCGCCCACCCAGAAAUCAAUGCCCUUCCGCUUUUCCCAGGGAAAAUGGUAGACUGGGUUCCCGUUGACGUUGCGGCUUCGACUAUCACGGACAUCUUACUCCACCCAGCGAACGGGUACUCGGUACACAAUAUCGUCAAUCCCUACCCAGUAAAGUGGGAAGAGCUCGUUGACAUAUUGCAAUCUAGCUCUCUUACAAGCAAAGAGAAAGCGAAAAUAAAAAUGGAAGAAGUCGACAUAAAAGAGUGGGUGCAUCGUCUCAAGACUCUCUCUAACUCCCCGAACGCCAAUCCAAUGACAGUCCCGGGGCUCAAACUCCUACAUUUCUUUGAGAAAAUGUGUAAUGAAGUGGAAGAACAUGUCUUCAGCAAAGUGUUCGAGACGGAGAAGACGAGAAGUGUGGCCGGGGCGCUGAGGACGUGUCCUACGUUGAAGGGGGAGUGGAUUGAGAUGAAUGUACAGAGGUGGAGGGAGGCCGGUUUUGUUGUUUAGUCGUCAAGAGGAACGGGUGGUGUGUUUGAUGGGGAUGGAGAGGAGGGUUUGAGUUCUGUUGGCGGGCUAGAUUGAUUUUCGCAGUGGAGGCCAAUAUCUGACGUGAGGUGGCUCUUGGUCGAGAUUGAGAUUGAGAUUAACUUGCCCCAGUAUUUGAUAAUGAAUGAAUG